Messenger RNA from Mesocricetus auratus (golden hamster), 1342 nucleotides. RefSeq names its product sulfotransferase family 2B member 1 (gene Sult2b1). The transcript is spliced from 7 exons. Bases 229 to 1329 code for a protein of 366 amino acids. Gene Ontology annotation, cellular component: cytoplasm. Gene Ontology annotation, molecular function: sulfotransferase activity. The record is from RefSeq and is a predicted model, not a curated record. Lineage: Eukaryota; Metazoa; Chordata; Mammalia; Rodentia; Cricetidae. Gene Ontology annotation, biological process: sulfation.
AGGUCACCUGUGUAUCCGGAACAUCUCAGGGGUGGGAGGGAGACUUGUUUGUUCAUCUAACAGAUGCACGAAGUACUGCCCUCACCCUGCUCUCCCUGGUUCCUGAGAGUAGAAAGCCAUCCCAGUUUCCUUACCGGGGGGAAGAGGCACGGAAAGAAGGAAACACACAAAGAAACCAAGUACUAAGUGGUGGCCCGCAGAGCAGCGGAACGAAGGGCCUGGGCUGGGAUGCGGCUGGGAACGAAGGUCCAGCGAGGUUACGCGAGCGCGCGCGCGGCUUUCCCCUGGCGCUGGCUAAAGGUGAGUCCUGCUGCCGAGUGGACUUGGGGACCUGGCAGCGAUGCGCUCUCCAUGCAGAGGCCAGCGUGGAGCCAGAAGCUGCAGGGCGAGUACUUCAGGUACAAAGGCAUCCCCUUUCCAGUCGGCAUGUACUCACCUGAGAGCCUCAGCCUGGCCGAGAACACUAACAACGUGCGCGAUGAGGACAUCUUCAUUGUCACCUACCCCAAAUCAGGUACCAACUGGAUGAUUGAGAUCCUCUGCUUAAUCCUGAAAGAUGGGGACCCCUCGUGGAUCCAUUCUGAGCCCAUUUGGCAACGUGCGCCCUGGUGCGAGACCAUCAUAAGCGCCUUCAGCCUCCCAGACCGGCCCAGCCCCCGCCUCAUGAGCUCCCACCUCCCCAUUCAACUGUUCACAAAGGCCUUCUUCAGCUCCAAGGCCAAGGUGAUUUACUUGGGCCGAAACCCCAGGGACGUCGUGGUCUCCCUCUAUUAUUAUUCUAAGAUUGCCGUGCAAUUGAAGGAUCCUGGCACGCCGGACCAGUUCCUUCAGGAUUUCCUCAAAGGAGAAGUGCAGUUUGGCUCCUGGUUUGACCACAUCAAGGGCUGGAUCCGGAUGCAGAGCCAUGAGAACUUCCUGUUUAUCACCUAUGAGGAGCUGCAGCAGGACCUGCGAGGCUCCGUGCAACGCCUCUGCGAGUUCCUGGGCCGGCCCCUGGGUGAAGAGGCCCUGAGCUCCGUGGUGGCCCACUCGGCUUUCGGGGCCAUGAAGGCCAAUACCAUGUCCAACUACACACUGCUGCCUGCCAGCCUGCUGGACCACCGCCAGGGGGCGUUCCUGCGCAAAGGCAUCAGUGGUGACUGGAAGAACCACUUCACCGUGGCACAGAGCGAGGCCUUCGACCGUGUCUACCGUGAGCAGAUGUGGGGACAACCACGCUUCCCCUGGGACAUGUCCCCAGAGGACACCAGCCCCGAUGGCCAACCUGACCCCGAGCCCAGCCCCAGCCCUGGCGCCUCUGAUGACCCCGUCCCGGCACCCUCAGAGUAAACUUGUCACUCCA